This is a messenger RNA of Ornithodoros turicata, 2629 nucleotides long. RefSeq lists its product as uncharacterized. Lineage: Eukaryota; Metazoa; Arthropoda; Arachnida; Ixodida; Argasidae. Bases 402 to 1691 code for a protein of 429 amino acids. The record is from RefSeq and is a predicted model, not a curated record. The transcript has 2 exons.
CAUUAUUUGUUCUUUUUUAUUUCUUUUUUUAAACAUGCGCGGAGCUGCGCAUCCUUUACCUUGGCCAUGUCGAAAACAACUCUCCUCAACAUGGAUAGUUUCGAGGACCGCCCCUCCCUAUCCCCUUUUGAAAUGGAACAAAUGAAAACCAUGCUGGAACUUCCUGAUGAAUUUGAGCUUCACUCUUGUGGAAAGGCUGACUGCUGGAUUCUGAGCAAGAUAAGUUCCCUGAAUCGGAUGAUUUUUCCUGCUUCUGUUGAAGAACGGCGAAAAGGGGAGGUUACAUUGACUUGCGAUCUAAGUACUCGUACGGCAAGUGCGACAGCAAUAAGGUGGCACUGAUAGCGAAAGCACUGAAGAAGAACACGUCUAUUAAGACGCUCCUUCUUGCGGGCACUGCAAUGGGGAAUGCCGGCUUCCUCGCUGUCACAGAUAUGUUAGAGCACAACAAGACCCUGUCAGCUUUGGACAUCUCGAACAACUACAUCAAUUUUGAGGAGGCGUCGCAGAUCGCUGGACCACUGCGGACCACCACCACAUUAAAGAGCCUGAACCUGCGGAAAUGUAGCGUCCCUUUUGCAGCCCUACGGGACAUUGUUGCAGCGCUGAAAGACAACCCUCAAGCACCAGUCGUAGAUCUUGGAAACCUAUCACCUUUCGGUUACACGCUAUCAGAUGUUGCAGAGCUUGUUGUUAAGGAGAAGGUAGACAAACUGCACUUCUUCUGGACUGGAGAAAUUGUCUGGAGCAUUCCUGACUGGUGUAAUAAAGUGGAAGAUAUCGUCGUAACUGUCGAAAGUGAAGACGAUGACACACUGGAAGAUGUGUGCGCUUACCUCGAGCAGGGUUCAGCCAGAGUUAAGAGCCUCAGCAUUGUGUGCGAAGACAAAUCCUGCGAGACUUGUUUCGAGGUAAGGGAUUUGCUUCUCCGCAACUACCUAGUAGAAGAACUCCGCAUAAACCUGAGACCAGUACCAGCUGACGCUCUGAAAGCACUGACCGAAGGUAUCGGAACGAAUGCACACCUCCGAAGCCUUCAUGUCUGCAUCAGGAACAGAUGGGGAGCACAAUAUCGUGCGUACGUUGAGGAGGCUGUCUGGUUCACCAAAGCCCUCGAACGGAAUAGAACUUUGGAGGUGUUCGAAUGUGACUUUGCUUUUGACGACGACGCCGUGCGGUAUAUUUCAGAGCACCUCUACACAAACUACGCCCUAGUCAAGUUCCAGUUUCGCAAAAAGCACCGUUACGAGAAGCCUUGCUGGCAUGUCAUUGGGAAGAGGAACGCAGCGCUACACCAGCAAGCCACGCAUUUUGUCUUGGAAGAGUCCACGAAGAAACGCUGGGCCGCAGCAUUUUCGCUGACACACAACACUGGUACCCUGCGUAGGACGCUGGAAAAGGCAACGGGGAAGAGCGUGGAGGAAGUGGAGCGCUUGAUAAGGGCAAAGGUAUUCCACCUGCGGGUCAACUUCUUCAAGAUCACGGAGGUCGUGAAGGAAAGGGUCGUCUGCAACGCAGCGCCGCUCGGCGUCGUGCAGAUCGACAGGUUGGAUCUUCCCCUUCUCGCCCACAUUGCCUCCUUUCUACACGUGGGUGACGUCCAGUGGCCGCUGUGUGACAGAAUGCGUGUCAUGACUCUCAGUGCCGAAAGACUUCACGCUGUGCUGCAAGGUGCAGAGGCGUUCAUGUGAUGUGUGUGAAACCGUAUCGUUACUUCCAGUCCGUCAUAAUUUUUUCGUGUGUACGCAGGGAGCCCGGUAGUACAACGCAGGACUUAACGACCCGUUACUCUUACAAAAUGUCUGGAAACGAGUUUGUUGCAAGAAAUGGAUUGAUGUGCCCAAAUGUGAUGUAUGUCUGAAGAAAAAGCAUAAUGUGGUAGCCAGAUUUCGGAUUUUAACGAACAACCAGGCUCAUGAUUCAGGGCAGAAGCUUGUCAGUGGUUCUUCAGCUGCAGAGCCUACAAACAAAUAAAGGAGGGUAAAUUGCACGAUUAAAACGCACGGCCACCACAUAGCCAACAGGGCACGCGUGUGAAAGACACCUCUCCAGGUGGAGCUGCUGUCUGAACUUUGUUCGAUGUGCAAUGUCCUGCGAAACGUUUGCAGUGAAUGCUCAUUUUGAGGCAUAGUAUUUGAUUUCGUCGUCAUUUCUUUGGUAGAGGGUGCCAGUCGUACAGGAUCUUCCUUUUACUUAUAAGCGUCAGUGACUAGCUUAAAUGUGCAAGCUGUGCACACCAAGUACAUUUGUUGAAAGCGUUCGUACUGGAAAUGUGUAUCAAUUACGCGUGACAGGCACAGAGAUGAUGUUAUCACCAGUUAUGCUGUAUCGUGUGGGCCGACAACAAGAAAGUAUAUGCCUUCACAUGCAGCAUUUGUGCCAACUUUUGCCCUGUAAUCGAGAAGAGUGCAGGAUGUGCUGGAAGCCAUGUUGUCCAUUGAGCAACAAUGUGUCUUUGAAUUGUGAAAAGGAUUUUCAGGGCAUGUAGAUGUGUUAUGUGUUUGUUAAUUCUACUGAACUGUUAUGCUACUUUUUAUUUUUGCAUCAUCUUUCUUUUUGUUUUGCAUCAGGUAAUCUUGUUACAGCAAAAACCCAGUUACUGGGCAGGAGAUAAAGCGGACAAUCUGGA